AUGUGUCUGAAGGGAGCCACCAGCAUCACCCACUACAACCUCGUCUGCCCAGAAAAUACCAUCUACAGCCACAUCGAUAACCAAUGCACCAACGUCACCUCCUACCAAUGCUACACCAACUACACCUGCUCGGGAGUAGGCAACAUUGUCAACGAUUUAGACGAAAACUGCUUCACCUACAUCAGCUGUGUUCAAGAUUUAAGCAAAAUUGUGUCAGCCAGACUUUCGAAGCUAGCUUGUUUGUGCCGUUCACUGUCCACUAUAGAGGGACAAAAAUUACCCCAAGUUGGUAAGUCCUCUGAUGGUAUAACACCGCCGCCUCGUAUACCACGGGGGCCGACGGACAUACUCCAAGCUUUAGCCUCCACAGUCGGCACAGACCCCACCGCUGCUCAUUAUAAAUAUCAUGAUGACCCAUAUCUUAUCCCACUGUCUAACUUCCGGAAACGCUCAUAUGCUUUGUCAGCCGAAGCCGGUCGUAAGGCAGCAGCAUGGGUAAGAGAUGAACACGCAGAACUGUUCACUACAAGAGAAUGGGACCCGCCAAUGAAAAUGAAAACAGAAUACUACAAUGCAGAUCCUCAAAUAGACAUGUAUGCUCCUAGACCCAUAUACAAUGAUGAAAGUAAAGUAACAGAAGAGGACUUGAAAUAUACAAUAAAUAAUGCUCUACUAGAAGAUGCUAUAAAAGUGUUUCACCUACUUGGUGGAGUUGAGGGUGUGAAUGAUGAACUAAAACUCUCUUCUUCAGUUUCUGUGUUUCUAUAA
Aricia agestis (brown argus) is the source of this 768-nucleotide messenger RNA. Its product is annotated as protein PTCD3 homolog, mitochondrial-like. Gene Ontology annotation, molecular function: rRNA binding; ribosomal small subunit binding. The coding region runs from base 1 to 768 and encodes 255 amino acids. NCBI's taxonomy places the organism in Eukaryota, Metazoa, Arthropoda, Insecta, Lepidoptera, Lycaenidae. The record is from RefSeq and is a predicted model, not a curated record. Gene Ontology annotation, cellular component: mitochondrion. The transcript is spliced from 4 exons. Gene Ontology annotation, biological process: mitochondrial translation.